Messenger RNA from Effrenium voratum, 1359 nucleotides. NCBI's taxonomy places the organism in Eukaryota, Dinophyceae, Suessiales, Symbiodiniaceae. The record is from the annotation of a GenBank genome assembly.
AUGACCCCGGAACAAUUUGACCUUCUCCACGCGGACAUGCUGGCACACGCAGAAGGCAAAGAGCUCUUUGUUCAAGACCUUUUCGGCGGCGCCGACCCAACCCACCGCCUGCCAACACGUGUCUUCACAGAGCUUUGCUGGCACUCUCUUUUCAUUCAGAACCUGCUCAUCGAACCCAAGCCGGAAGAGCUUGAUGAUUUCGAUCCAAAGUUCACCAUCAUCAACCUUCCAAGCUUCCGCGCCGACCCUGAAAAGUAUGGCUGCCGGACCGAGACGGUGAUCGCGUGUAACUUCAUUAAGCGGAUUGUUCUCAUCGGCGGCACGUCUUAUGCCGGUGAAACUAAGAAGUCUGUUUUCUCCAUGCUGAAUUACGAACUGCCUGGCAAAAAAGUUAUGCCGAUGCAUUGUUCGAUCAAUGUGGGUGACGAUGGCGAUUCAGCCAUUUUCUUUGGUCUGUCUGGCACAGGCAAAACCACUCUUUCCGCUGUCGCAUCUCGGACACUGGUUGGUGAUGACGAGCAUGGCUGGUCCGAAAACGGUGUCUUCAAUUUUGAAGGCGGAUGCUACGCGAAGAUGAUCAAUCUCUCCGCUGAAGCCGAGCCUGAAAUCUACGCAACGACGCAACGUUUUGGCACCGUGCUUGAAAAUGUGGUGCUCGACCCGGAAACCCGCGAGAUCGACUUUGACGAUAAGUCGCUGACAGAAAACACACGCGGCGCUUAUCCCCUGUCUUUCAUUCCAAACGCGUCAGACACGGGCCGCGCAGGCCACCCAAAGAACAUCAUCAUGCUCACAGCUGAUGCGUUCGGGGUUCUGCCUCCCAUCUCCAAACUCACACCAUCACAGGCCAUGUAUCACUUCCUGUCUGGCUAUACCGCGAAGGUUGCUGGCACAGAGAAGGGUGUUACUGAGCCCGAAGCAACAUUCUCAACCUGCUUUGGCGGACCGUUCAUGUCUCGUCACCCGAGCGAGUAUGGCAACCUGCUCCGCGACCUGAUCGCAGAGCACAAGGUUGACUGCUGGCUGGUAAAUACAGGCUGGACCGGUGGCGCCUAUGGUACUGGCAGCCGGAUGCCUAUUAAAGAAACACGCGCACUUCUCGCCGCGGCCCUUGAUGGCAGCCUUGCAAGUGUUGAGUUCCGCACGGACGCUAACUUCGGCUUUGAAGUGCCUGUCUCGGUCCCAGGUGUCGAUAAUUCGAUCCUGAACCCACGCGACACAUGGUCUGACAAAGACGGCUAUGACGCGCAGGCGAAGAAGCUCGUUUCCAUGUUCAUUGAGAACUUCAAGAUUUAUGAAGCCCAUGUGGACCCAGACGUUCGCGAUGCGGCGCCAGCUCCCGCACAGGCUGCUGAAUAA